This is a messenger RNA of Medioppia subpectinata, 1017 nucleotides long. Lineage: Eukaryota; Metazoa; Arthropoda; Arachnida; Sarcoptiformes; Oppiidae. The record is from the annotation of a GenBank genome assembly.
AUGUCUCAUAAAAAUUAUCCAUUUUGCGAUCCGACGAUUGAAAUCGAUUCGGCAUUCGUUGACCAGACGUCCGAUUCGGGCAAAGAUGUCAUCACUUUGUUCUCGAAGACAACGGUCUAUGAGGUGAGCGCCGACUCCGGCCAUCACAAUGAGGUUGCUUUCAAAUACAAGGCAUCACAACAUUUGGUACAGUGGGCUGACAAGACUGUUGUCGCCCCCAUAACCAGCGUUUAUUAUUUGGACCCUGCUAAAAAGGUCAUUAAAUUAGAAAAUAGAGAAAAGCAGAUGACGUGGUUGUUAUGGUCACACAAUAAGACAGUAUUUAAUCACACAAAACAAACCUACGAUUUAAAACUACACAACUUUGAGGGCUUCACGCAAUACACGUACGACAUAAAGUACCCGAAUGUCCAGAUCACAAAGAUCACGUACAAUAUUACCGACAAUAAUAACGCUCAGAAUGCCCAACUUGAUGGAAACACUCUAAUCAACUUGGUUAAUAAAACAGCAACAGACAUAUUUAACAAAACUGGUCUAGCUAAUACAACUGUAGUCGACAUUUUUGACCGCACUGUCACCGGCCUGUUUAACGGCUUGGUAAAACGAGCGGUAAAUGAACCUGCUACCGACACAACCAUCAAGCCGACAACUUCCCAGACUGAGCUAAACACCCAGAGCACUAACAGCACAGCUAAUGAAUCUAGCUUACCCUCUGCUGGGUUUGUGUUGGGUCAGAGCAUUUAUUUAUUUUCCCGCAACACUGUUUGCAAUAUAAACAUCGGGUCGGCUAUUGGCGAGUGUGUGAACCGGCAGUCCAUAGGCCUGUGGGUCGGGUGCGUAGAAGACUACACAAUGCAGUACAUAGUGUUUGGUAUAGUCGUCGGCUCUAUUUUGGUGGGCAUUGCGUUUGUUAUAUACGGAAAGUGUCGCAAACCAAAGCCUAAGCCCCACAACAACAACACGGGUCCCGACGGCAUAAAUCCGGUCAAUAAGCCGUUGAACGCCUACACCGACUGA